AUGUACAGGCCCGCCACUAAGAAUGAGUGGUGGUUUUGUGGGACUCUUUUGAUGCAAUUGUUCCUGGUCCUUAUCUUGGAAAUAUACAUCCUCCUUCAGUGGAAAUCGUGGGUCCAGCCCAAUAUCAUCCAAAUCGCCCCUUCCUACGUGAUUCCCGUGGGCAUGGGUAUUGUCAUUUUCGCGUGUGUUUACGAAGUCGGUCUAUCCCUGGAUGCAAUCCACCACAAAAACAAUAUUUCCUUGCUUGCUAUAUGCCUCACCAACGUCUGCAUUGUGGUGUAUGCAGUCCUGCAGUACAUUAAAAUGCGAGAUGUUACCUAUUCACUACAAGGGACAACGGACGGGAUGGGCAAUCACCUCGUGGAUUGGUCUCGGGAUAUCUGGCCAUCAAUGCAACCGGCUGAAGUAGCUAUUCAGGCUGUUCUAGCCGUUUCUUCGCUCGUUAUCAUACCUGCUGCCUAUCGGCUACACACGGACUAUGCUUGGGCAAUUUAUAAAUGCAUCCAUGGCAGCCCAGAGCUGCGGUUGCGGUAUCUAGCCUACGAGAUCUACUUGGUCCUAAUUAAACUCGAUUUCUUUUUCCUGACUGGCUUUAUCAUCCAGUAUGACCUGAUUGACGUGCAUUUCAUGGAGCCUGAAUAUUCCUUGACAAUGGCACUCAUUCCCGUUUCCUUACUGGUGAUGGUCGCCGGUACCUACUGCGUAAAGUCGGGGCUCAAACUUGCCUUGAUGGUUGUGAUCGCAUGCUACCUCGGAUCAGUUGCAUAUCUCCUUAGCCGGAUCGUUGUGCUUUGCGGUAACUCACUGCUUGGCAGAACUGCAGGCAAGGAAAUGAUGUUGUUUUUUGCCGCUGUCGCGUUGGUUCUUAUCGUACUUACUGUGGGGUGUGCAGUGCAAUGCAUCUUGAAUCUCAACUACGGGUUAAAGAUUGCUCCAGGCGACACGGCAACAGUUUUCCCGGUAGCCUGUUUUAGAGUCGGACUAGCGCCCCGGGUCAUUUCCGGAUAUCGUAAGGUGGGAAAGCUUACCAGGAGCUGA
Aspergillus pseudonomiae is the source of this 1038-nucleotide messenger RNA. RefSeq lists its product as uncharacterized. Gene Ontology annotation, cellular component: Golgi apparatus. NCBI's taxonomy places the organism in Eukaryota, Fungi, Ascomycota, Eurotiomycetes, Eurotiales, Aspergillaceae. Bases 1 to 1038 code for a protein of 345 amino acids. The record is from RefSeq and is a predicted model, not a curated record. The transcript is spliced from 5 exons.